Messenger RNA from Ipomoea nil (Japanese morning glory), 1874 nucleotides. RefSeq lists its product as uncharacterized. The transcript is spliced from 3 exons. Bases 495 to 1409 code for a protein of 304 amino acids. NCBI's taxonomy places the organism in Eukaryota, Viridiplantae, Streptophyta, Magnoliopsida, Solanales, Convolvulaceae. The record is from RefSeq and is a predicted model, not a curated record.
AACAAAAGAAAAGAGAAGGGAAAAAUAACCCAAAUUGGCAGAGCUUAUUAUCAGUUUCCAGUUUCUAGCAGCAGCAAUUGGACGACGGCAGGGCAGAAGCAGUGAUCCGCUGUAGCAAUUGUCAAUUUUCCAGAUUUCUCCAUAUCAGACAAGCGCAACACCUCUCAUCAAUCAAUCGACUACCAAAAUAUUAAAAAAAAAAAAAAAAAAAACUCCUAUCUUCUUCCCCAAACUCAACCCUAAACCUAAACCUAAACCCAAACCCCAGUUAGUCACCUUCCCUCCAUCUCCGCCUCCCACCACACUAUUGCGUACUUUCAAAAUAGAGUUAUGGAAGAAAGUUCAAAUUGGGAUUUCCGGUUUGGGACUCUUACACCGUAGUACAAGACUACGAAGCGGGCGUUUCCUCGUCUCCGCGUUUUACGGCGACUAAGGGUUGGCAGGCAUUUCUUUAAGUGAUACUAAGAUUAAGUGGAAGGAAGGAAGGUGAAGAAAUGGGGAGCUUCAUUUACCAUGUAUUCUCCUCAUCGGCUCUCUUCUCUCUGGGUCUCUACCAUCUCAUCUCUGCCACCUGCAGCCACCUUAAAUCCCCUCGUGAAUACUCUGCCAAACCCUUCUAUCAUCUUUCCCUCUUUCCCUCCUCAUCCCCCCGCCUCCGCUACCUUCCUCUCUACCUCAUCAUCCUCUCCCUUCUUAUUGCCUCUGCCCACCAAGCCUUCAUCUCUUUCGACUCAGAUCCCCUCCUCAAGGGUCGCACCCCUGUCCAUAUGUUCUCCUCCCUCCAGCUCUCUGCCCUUCUCCUCUGCUUUCUCCUCCUCUCUGUCUCCCUCCUCCUUUCUGACUCCACCUCCCUCCUCCCCCUACCCCCUGACAUCUUCUUUCUCAUCGCCUCUGCCCUCUUCUUUCUAUGCUUCUCUGCCUCAUCUUCCUCUGCCUCUUUCCAGACCUCUGAUCUGCAAGCCAAGUGUGACUCUGUCUCCGCCCGCAUCUCUGCCAUCUCCUCCUUCAUCUCCCUCGUCCUUGCUUGCAAUCCCAGACUCUUUGUAGCUGAACUUCUCUUUGCUGCCUCACUUUGCCUUCAGGGCCUCUGGCUCCUUCAAACUGGUCUCUCCCUCUAUGUUGAUGCAUUCAUCCCCGAGGGCUGCCACAAGCUAUUGGAUGUUGUCAGUGGUGUUGAGGGCUCCACCAAGUGUGAUUUGGAGGAUUCCAAGCUAAGGGCCGCUGCCCUCCUUGAUUUGGUCUUUGUUGUCCACGUCUUCUUUGUGCUUCUCAUUUUAAUGGUCACUUAUGCACUUCUUGCCAGGGCCCUAGGCCGGCGAUUUGGCUCUUACGAGGCCUUACCCACAUCUGCAAGCCCUGUGGAUUCAAACCAUAUUCAGAUGAAGGCCUUGACUGGCACACAGGCUUAAUCAGGAUCACCACCUUUAUGGUUUUACUGUUAAGUAUUUUUCUAAAAAGUAUCAUGGAGUUUUGGACUGUUGCAUCUUGAUUCUGUGGUAAUAGUACCAUUUCCCUUUAAUUUCAUAGUAUGUCCUGAGUCCAGACAUUUAGGUAGUUGUAUCUUGAGAAAUGGCUUAGUACACCAAGUGCCCAAGUGGUUUAUUUCUUUUGUAUUAAACCCUGUUAAAGAUAUGCUUAAUGCGCAUUUUAGAAGAUAUUGUUUACAAUGCCCUGAAUAGAGUUUAAGAAGUUUAACGUAUGUUGAGCCAUUCUUUGUUUGGAUUUGAGCUUGUGUGUUCUUGGGGUUGUAUUUUGAGGUGGAGUUACCAUCAUCUAUACUCACCUAGGACAAAUCUGGUUCUACCAUUGCUUGUGGAACAGGUCUCAGUGCCCAAACCAUGUUGAAAUUUUAUGUGCUUUUUUCUUUCAUGCUA